AUGGAUUCAGUUCAAUGCAGGGCGCUAUGUGACAGAUGGAGUGAAUGCAGUGAUGUCUGCGACUACGAUUCUGAAGAAAUGAAAUAUAUGCAAAACAAAUUGGAUUCCCCAAUGCCAUGGAUUGGCAUGUGUAUUACGGCAGCUUCUGUAGUCUGCUCCCUUGCAAUAGCAGCUGACACCUUCCAUGGUUUUCGUAGUAAAAGGCUGUGGUUCCCAUGUAAGUACUUCUCUUUCAAUGCAAUGUCUUUGACAAUAUUAGCAGUCACAUUGAAACUACCAGUGGAUUUUACUGCUAAUAUGUUGGGGAUUAAUGAAAGCAUUGCACGGGUUAGUAGCCUCGUUUUCAUGUCAAUUGUGAUGGCAAAUUUUAUGACAUCUUUGGGAUCCAUGGACGCUAAUGAGAUGCUACUGAACUUAGCUGCUUUAGGUAUUUUGAUAAUUACAGUCAUUGGCAAUGUUUAUCUCCACCUUGUCACAAUGCGUAUUUAUACUGAUUUUCUUGAAAUAUUUAGUGAAGAGAUUGUAGUAACGAGUUUUAUCUUUAUUUCACUUGUUAUGUUUUGUUCUUCGGCUUUGACCGUUAUAACUACCAGAAGUUAUAUACAAUGCAAGUACCAAGAGAUGCACAAAAUAGCUUUAGAUGAAGAAAAAGUGGACGGGCCAAAAUUUCCAGUUGACAAAUUGAGACUAGUGGUAAAAAAAUAUUGGGUGAUGGCAGUGACAGGAUGCCCCCAAUUUGUAAUGGCGCGUAGUGUGAUUUGCACUGCUUCAGGUUUGAUGUGUGUAUUAGCUGCUCUCACUUUAAUAGAAGCUUACAUUCGGACGCCAAUACAAUACGAUGGAUAUCAGGAGAAUUUUUCAAGCUAUAAGUGGUCAAUCAAAUGGAUUCUAUACGUUCAGUCAAUUGGAGUGGCAUUGGGUAUUAUCGCCCCUGCAUUCAGAUGGUUUACUGCUGCUCGGUUUAAGUGUUCAGAUAUAGGCCGGAAAAGCUUCAAAACCGACUUAAAAAUUGAGACUUAUUGGAUUCAGAGACUUGUGGACUUAAGAGAAAGCCCAUUACCUUUACAAGUUCGACACCGCAAGUGGAAAAAAUUUCUUCAUGAUGUAAAAAGACUACUUCUGAAUUGCUGUCUUGGAUUACAGUAUCUAUUGGUUUGGGCAAGCAAACUUGUUCUUCUCAUUUCUGCCUCAUUUUUCCACGGCAUCAAGAAGCUAAAGAUAUUUGUUAUUGGUGCUUCUGAUGAUACCGGAGGAUCGGAAUCUGGUGGCGAUGCACAGUUGGAUCUUACUCGUUAUGUUCUUUUACUUCAAGGAGAGCCUGGAAUUCCCAAAAAGACCCUCAAAAACAUCGGGGAUGAGGUGGACAAGGUGAUGGAGAAAGGGAAAAAACAGAAACCGAUCAACCUAAUUGAACUUCUACACAAAUCUAACAACUUCAAUGGGGUGAGAGAAUUUGACAAUAAUCAAGUUCCAAGUUUACAUUCUCAGGAGCCUCCUAAUAUCUGGUCUCUACCUUUGGUGACUCUUACAUGCAUCGCAAUUGCACUUCCCAACGUUUCAGAUGACAAUGCUAAUCAGUUAGUGAGGUGUGUCGGGGAAGGCCUUACCUUGUUAAAACAUAUAGAUAAAAGCCUGGAUAAAAAUGGGGAUUUGGCAAUCAUAAAAAAUGCAGCAGAUGUUGAAUGGGUAGGAGUUGAUUUUAAUUGCAAGUGGCAAAAUAAGGAUCUCCGCAAAAUAAGUCGCCAAAGCAAAACCUCCAAGGAACCAUUAGAAGAGCUUUCCAAUGAUGCUGAAAGGACGGUUAAGAAGUUCCUCAGCGAAGUGAAUGAUUUCCUAAUGGUUAAACCUUUGAAUUGGCCAGCUAGGAUUAUAGCUGCUAACUCAAUGUACCGGAUCAGUCGAACUAUUUUGCUGGCCAUUGGCAAUAAUGAAACUGAUGACGGACUGUUUGACCAUUUAUCCCUUAUGAUUGCGGAUAUAUUGGCAGCUUCCCUUACCAAUUUACCACAUGUCAUAAUUACGAAAUGCCACCAUCAUUCCCUAAAGGAAAGGCAAAAGAGUGUUCGUCAAGCUGCUCUCCUUCUUGGUGAAACAGAAGAAAUUCUUCAAAUUCUUCAGCAGCGAGAGAUACCAAGCUUCGAUCCUGAUAGAGCAGCUUAUAUUGAUGAGUGGCAUACUUUUAUCAAGGAAGAUAAUGGGAAUUCUCUGGCCUCAAUUUCGAGUAUUGGAAGUGAGACUCAACAAUCAAAUGAAGAACAUGUAGCUAUUGAACUUCACGAUGGAGUCAAGAACCGAAGCUAG
Molecule: messenger RNA, 2301 nt
Organism: Olea europaea var. sylvestris
Lineage: Eukaryota; Viridiplantae; Streptophyta; Magnoliopsida; Lamiales; Oleaceae
Exons: 1
Coding region: 1-2301 (766 amino acids)
Source: RefSeq, a predicted model, not a curated record